GAAGUCUAUGUCGCUAGCUUUGCACUACUGGUUGCUUUGCUCACCGGACAGUUCGUGACUGUUACACACCAUGCUUGACCCAGUGGAAAAUGGCCUGUCUGACUAUGGUGGCAUAGAGGAGGAUGAAACUUUCCCUCCCCUUCCUCCACCUCACUCCCCAGGCCAGGGAGGACAAGAGGAGGGAGACCCUUUUGCAAAUGGGGAGGAAGAAGGUGACGUUUCCAAGCUGGCUGAGGUCCCUGCUGCUAAAAGGAAAGGAGUGAGGAGGCCACAACCCAAGUUGGACUCUCAGAGGCUAAUCUCAGAAAGAGGACUUCCAGCUCUGCGAACACUGUUUGACAAUGUCCAUUAUAAAGGCAAAGGACAUGAGGCUGCAGACCUGCGGCUGCUGAUGCAGAAGAUGGAGAACUGGGCCCACAGGUUGUACCCCAAACUGCAGUUUGAAGACUUUAUUGACAAAGUGGAGAAGCUCGGCAACAAGAAGGAAGUGCAGACCUGUCUCAAACGGAUACGACUGGACAUGCCACUGACAGAUGAGGAUUUUAUGGGGAAAGAUGGUGAAGAAGGGACAGCACCUGAGUUGCAAGUAUUCGGAGAUCCUGAUCCAUUCAGUGGCAUGAGCUUCUCUGAUGACGUACAAAGGCCAGACCACUCUACCCCAGCUCGAGCCACCCCACCUGCUCCCUCCCCAGCUGCCCCCUCCCUUACCGAGGAGCAGCGCAGACGCAUGGAGCUGAACAGACAGCGAGCCAUGGAGAGGAGGCUCGCCCGCCAGCAGCAGCAAACAGAUCUGUCAGACUCUCAGACUGUUGACACACCCACAUCAGGAGAGGAACCCACACCUGUCUCUUCUGCAAAUAUCCUCAACAAUUCUGACGAUCGGGGUGAGGAGGUGGAGCAUUUAGACCUGGAGCCGGUCGGCGGCAGCAGCUCUCAACAAUCAGGCCAGCUGCCAAAAAAAGACUCUGAGCCUUCAGCUGAAUCCAGUCAGCGUGAGGAAGAAGAAGAGACCAGCCGCGACCCUGACCACCAACCCAGCGACAGGUGUGAGGACGGAGACUGAUGUUCAAGGGCAGCACACUCUCUUUGUGGUUAGGAGUGUCGUCUGUGUGGCUGAAGCUGUGGCAAUUAGCUUUGUGUGAGUGUGUGAAUGUGUGAGAGAGUUCUUUGUAGUUUGUAAAGAGCCAAACCAAUGUGUUCCCGUCACAGCUGCCCAUUUGUGGGUAAAGCUGAACAUGAAAGACCUGUUCAGUUUUAUAUCUGAAAUAUAUAAUUAAACUCUGAUUACACUGUUUUGAGUUUUGAAGUGUGCAUGUAAGUAUAAGUUUCCAGUGUUAACAUGCUGAUCAUUCCAUUAACAUUAGCUUUUUCUUUUACCCGUUGAAAACUGUAAAAAAUGUCCAUCAGAGCUUCCUUAAACCCAACUUGAAAUCGUUAUGUCCAGAUCCCAAAGAUAUUCAGUUUACUAUCCCUUUUCUCUCCAGGAUUCAGCAUUGGCAGAAUUGUGAAAAUUUGCCAAGUUUGUCGAUGUCCACUGACCGAUAAUUUCAUUAAUUAAAACAGGGUCUAACUAGAUGCCUAAAUCAUAAGGGUCAUGUUAGGUUGCUGCCUCGUUAAUGGAUGUGAUUGCUGUUGUUCAUUUAGUAACGAAAUCAGCGCAGUGUGAACGGUCUUUGGAGUAACAUGUUAAAACUUUCUUGGUUUGUCACUUGUGGAGCUUAAACUGA
This is a messenger RNA of Seriola aureovittata, 1727 nucleotides long. RefSeq names its product timeless interacting protein (gene tipin). The record is from RefSeq and is a predicted model, not a curated record. Gene Ontology annotation, cellular component: nucleus; replication fork protection complex. NCBI's taxonomy places the organism in Eukaryota, Metazoa, Chordata, Actinopteri, Carangiformes, Carangidae. Gene Ontology annotation, molecular function: DNA binding. The coding region runs from base 71 to 1063 and encodes 330 amino acids. The transcript is spliced from 8 exons. Gene Ontology annotation, biological process: DNA damage response; replication fork processing; DNA replication checkpoint signaling.